Molecule: messenger RNA, 1142 nt
Organism: Maniola jurtina (meadow brown)
Lineage: Eukaryota; Metazoa; Arthropoda; Insecta; Lepidoptera; Nymphalidae
Product: protein FAM183A-like
Exons: 4
Coding region: 124-546 (140 amino acids)
Cellular component (GO): ciliary base
Source: RefSeq, a predicted model, not a curated record
UAAUGAAAUAUGGAUAAAAAAACGGGAACAUUGCUACAAUUUUUUAUCAAUGCGAUUUUUACAUUUUUUAUAAACUUUAUUAUUUAAACUGAAUAACUUUAUUAACAAGAAACUCACAACAAAAUGGGCGAAGGAAAAUGCACUUUCGGCACUCGAAUGCCCAUAGACAUCCACAUGCUCAACGAAAUCAUCUACAGAGAAGUGAAACACUUCCGCAACUACAAGAUAUACAGGCCUAACUUUGGUUCCAUGCCAGUGGCCGGUAAAUUCUACGCAGCUCACGAUCAACUCAAAGCAGAGUCCAAGGAACAAACUGAAAAAGUGGAGAACUACACCAAAAAUGUCUCCCAGACCAGGUCUAAGGGACCACAUAGCAAGUAUCCUUCGGCUGCUACAGAAAACCAAGAGUACGGCUGGUACUAUAAGCCUCUGAUCGCGAUGGAUCGCAAUGACAAACGCUUUUACCAUCCAAAGAAAGAGAGCAAGCAUACCAAGAUCGAAAUCAUAAUUUUAUCUUCCAAUCCUAAGAGUAGAGCUAAAUCGUAAUAACUUAGAAAUAACACACAAACCUCAUCUCAGAUUGGCUCACCUAUAAAUACUUAUGCCCGCGAUCUCGUCCGCGGUGUAUAUGUAAUUUCUGGGGAAAGUAGCUUACUAAUGGUCAAAGAAUUAUUCAAAUCGGAUAGUAGUUUCAGAGUUUAUUGAUUACAAACAAACAAACCUUUCCUCUUUAUAAUAUGUAUUAUAAAUAAAGAUAAAGAUGUGUCAUGUGACAAUGUUUCAUGUGUGUGCGAGAUGAAUUUCACCAACUUUGUUUGUUUGUCCCAAGCCCCAAACUAAAAACCAAUAAACCAAAAAGUUCUUGAUUCUAACCUUACCCUUUGUGCGUAUGUACCUACUUAGUGCCUACUCUACAUAUCUAAUUUGUCACCCUAAGGGUCUGCGCAGACCAGGGAUCGUGGAGAACAUAAGUCCCUCAUCUUUGACAACGAUGUUUCACUGUACUAUGUACUGUUAGUCCAUCUUGUGCGUUAUGCAGUUUAUUAGCUUCCCAUUUUUGUCCUCCGCCGACAAAAGUUGUUCAUCUGCACAGGCCGUUACUAAAAGCUUCAGUUUACACAACUGUAGUACGCGACAGAUUU